Molecule: messenger RNA, 4616 nt
Organism: Olea europaea var. sylvestris
Lineage: Eukaryota; Viridiplantae; Streptophyta; Magnoliopsida; Lamiales; Oleaceae
Exons: 9
Coding region: 475-4416 (1313 amino acids)
Biological process (GO): signal transduction; protein phosphorylation
Cellular component (GO): cytoplasm
Molecular function (GO): protein kinase activity; ATP binding; protein binding
Source: RefSeq, a predicted model, not a curated record
GUGUCAUCUCCAGUCCCCUGUUCUACUCCCUAAAAGCGUGUAAAAAAAUAAAAACUUUUGUCCUACAAUUACUAUCGUAUUAGUUCUAACCGGAGAAGAUUGGAGUACAAGGAACGAGAGAAGAACCGAACCUGAAGUGUCUGUAUCAAAAUUGAAGGGUAAAUAUAUGCGUAACUACCAACUACGGCGAGAAAGAGAGACUGGGCUUUACUGUUAACUGAAGUUCAUCAUAUUGAAAAGGUUCUACUCUGUGGAGAAAUAGUUAACGGGUGCCUUCCUGAUUAUUCAAGCUGAGGGAGUUCUUCAGUCAGGUUUUCUCAAUUAAGAAAUGAGUGAACGCUUAUUUCUUAUUUUGGAGCCUGACUGAGAACAAAAAGCUUUCCGGUUGGCAUCUGGAAAGUAAAUAGCUUUUUCUUGGCACUCAUUUUCAUUUGUUUUCUUGGGUACUUAUCUCAUUAGUUUGAAUAUCAAUAAAUGGAAAAAAAUAUGGAAAAUGCUAAAAUGGGCCAAUUGAAGAACUAUGAACAAGUUCAUUAUAGUUCUGCAGAGGCUAGAAAUCAGGGGCUUGGUUCUGUGAACCAAUGGGCUUUUCAGGAUCCAUACAAUUCGAUUAAAACUUAUAUAAGACCACCCGAUCUCAAUUUACCAGUUGGAGCUAGAGCUGAUCUCAAUUUACCAGUUGUCGCUAGACCUGUUCUCAACUAUUCUAUUCAGACUGGUGAGGAGUUUGCUCUUGAAUUUAUGCGGGAAAGGGUGAAUCCAAUGCAGCACAUUGUUCCAAAUUCCUCUAAUGAGCCUAAUAAUGCACCAGUGUAUAUGGAUGUAAAGGGAACGCUUGGAAUAUUUCAUACAGUUUCUGAUAGUGGACUUGAUACUUCCACUAUCCCCUCUGUAGAAAAGAGGAGAAUCCAAAAUCCGGAGAGCAAUGCCUCCUCUCUAAAUGGAGAAAAGGUUUAUGGUCAGCCCUUUCAGCCUGUGAAUCAAACCUCAUCUGAAAGUAAGAGUAGUCACGGUUUUCAAAGUCAUACUUCUUCAAGGGCUUCUGGUAGCUCAUCAACAAUUGUAAAGAUUCUCUGCAGUUUUGGUGGUAAAAUUUUGCCUCGUCCAAAAGAUGGAAAGCUUCGGUAUGUUGGAGGUGAAUCACGUAUUGUCCGGAUAAGCAGGGAUAUUUCUUGGGAGGAGCUUGUGCAGAAAACAUGGAUAAUAUAUAAUCAACCUCAUACAAUCAAAUAUCAGCUUCCUGAUGAGGAUCUUGAUGCAUUGGUGUCAGUCUCCUGUGAAGAGGACCUGCACAAUAUGAUGGAGGAAUUUUAUGUACUUGAAGAUGGUGGAUUCCAGAAACUCCGGAUAUUUCUUAUUUCAAAUGACGACUUAAAUGAUUCUCAGCUUGGUCUCGAGAAUGUAGAAAGUGAUUCCGAGCUUCAAUAUGUUGUUGCCGUGAAUGGCAUGGACUUUGGAUCCAGAAGAAGCUCCAUCGCUAUGGAGAACACUUCAGGAAUCAACUUGGAGGAGUUACUGAGUUUAAGUGUUGAGCAGGAGACCGGUCAAAUUGCAGUUGGCUUAGCAGUGGCUGGUUCUGUGCAUCGAGAAGUUGGUAUUCCAAACCAAUCUUCUCAGAUGAUGCUACCAACUUCAUCACCUGCUUUUGAGUCCAAUCCACGUGGUUAUCCGGUGCAAACAAUGAAUCACGGACAGAGUGAAUUGCACACUUUCCACCAGAUAGACUGCUUCCCAGAUGUGGGUUACAAAAAUAAUAUCCCACCAGCUGUUCUAGUGCAACAUAAUUAUGGUUCUCAUCCAUCAAAUCAUGUGCCAGUUGCUGAAAACUUGAUUCCACAUUCUAUUUAUGGGCACAUGACUUCAAAAGGGGCUAUGGCUGUGGGGCAGCCACAUGGUAGCUUGAAAGCAAAGGUUCCAGAAGUGUCAAUAUCAAAGACGACGGUUAAAAAUGAAACUACAAUCCCUAAGAAGGUUGAGUUUUUUAAGGAACAUUCUCUGGAAAAGGAAUUGCUUCUGAAGGAUGCAAAGAUGACAGAAGAGAACACAAUCCAGAAAAUCAGUGAGUCUAAUAGGAUGCAGACAGUCAAAAAUGAGAAGAUUAUCUCUUCACAUCAAUAUGAAAGUUCAUCUUUAAAUGCCAUAACACGAGAGGAUGCAUCCAUCAUUAGUGCUGCAGAAGACACAGGAACUCGUGUUGUUCAAACAACAGGUAGUGAGAAGAGCCAGGAUUCUAUGAGUAGUUCAGUUCCUCUGGAUACUGUCAAGGAAGGAAAUAUGCAAAAGAUUGAUGUGGAAAACCAGUUUUAUAAAUCUGGUAAAGCAUUUAUGCCUGUCCAUGGUGACUCGGGGGAUUAUUCAAAUGAUUUCAACCACGAUGCAGAGGUGCUUCCUCAGAGCCUUUUUCGUUCAGAAAGAAUUCCCAGAGAACAGGCAGGGCUUAAUCGUUUGUCCAAGUCUGAUGAUCAUUCUGGUUCCCAGUUCCUAAUGACUCAUGCCCGAUCAGAUGUUUCCCAACAGAUGACUGAAUCAAUUGACAAGUUAACUGAUUGGAAUGUGGAUUCUCAGAAUGAAGAAUUUCUUGCUUCUGCAAAAUCUGUGCUUACGAACGAACCUGCUAUUGAAGAGAAGAGUGAAUUUAAGAAGUCAAUCACAGUUACUGAUUACAUUGGUGCAAAGAAUUCCAGUGUUCAUGAUGAAAAUCUCAAGUCAAAUCUUUACAAGCCUGACCGAAAUGCUGUAGUACUUCCUGAUAGGGAUUCUUCUGCGUCCAAUUUCCCUAUGACUGGCCGAAGUUCUGAAAAUCCCCAAGAUGAAUCUGCUUCUAACCUUACUAAGCUUCACUGGGGAAAGAUAAGUGGAAAAACCUUCGAGGAGCCAAUACAGCCUCCGACUGAAGAAGCAAAUCCUGCUGUAACUUCUUGCCAAGGAAAACCCUCUGUUGGCGACAGCAAUUCAGAACAAGCAAACAUUCUUAUUGAUAUUAAUGAUCGUUUUCCUCGAGAUUUCUUGCCUGAUAUAUUUUCUGAGGCUAGAGUUGUAGAUAGCUCAGCAGGUUUUUCUCCACUGCGGAGGGAUGGAAAUGGUUUGAGUUUAAACGUGGAACAUGAACCUAAGCACUGGUCAUUCUUUCAGAAGUUAGCAAAAAAUGAUUUUGCAAGAAAAGACAAGUCCCUCAUGGAUCAGGAUCAUCUUAGUUUGUCAUCUACUCAUGCCAAUAUUGGAGAAGUCGAGUCCAUUGAAAAUAGUUAUCGACUUUCUAGAGCUAGUGGAAAUGCAAUGGAUCACAUUGAUUCCUGUAGCAAUUUUGAGGAUGAUACUCAGCAGCAACCAAGUAGCAUUAUCAGACCAGACACCAUGAAGUUGCCUUCUGAUUAUGAUCCUCCCCAGACCUCUGGCGUUCCAAUUCUGCAAUUUGAUGGUCAAAUGGAUUCGAGGAUACCUGAAUCUGAGUAUCAGGAUGAGAAGGAAGAAGCACCGCGUACCAAGUUACCUCUUGUUGACAUCUCCCUAAGAGAUUUUGAUCUCCAUAUGCUGCAGAUUAUAAAGAAUAAGGAUCUUGAAGAGUUGAGGGAAUUAGGUUCUGGAACCUAUGGGACUGUUUAUCACGGGAAGUGGAAGGGUUCUGAUGUUGCUAUCAAAAGAAUAAAGAAGAGUUGUUUCACGGGUCGCUCAUCAGAGCAGGAGCGACUGGCUGUGGAGUUUUGGCGCGAAGCUGAAAUUCUUUCAAAGCUUCACCAUCCCAAUGUAGUAGCGUUUUAUGGUGUAGUGCAAGAUGGCCCUGGAGGAACACUUGCAACGGUCGCAGAAUAUAUGGUGAAUGGUUCCCUUAGGCAUGUUUUAAUUUGCAAGGACAGGCAUCUGGAUCGUCGCAAGCGGCUCAUAAUUGCAAUGGAUGCGGCUUUUGGAAUGGAAUAUCUGCAUUCAAGGAAUAUAGUGCACUUUGAUUUGAAAUGUGACAACUUGCUUGUCAACUUGAAGGAUCCUUCCCGACCCAUAUGCAAGGUGGGUGAUUUUGGAUUGUCAAAAAUCAAAAGAAAUACAUUGGUUACUAGUGGUGUCAGGGGAACCCUUCCAUGGAUGGCUCCAGAGUUACUAAAUGGUGGCAGUAGUAAGGUUUCUGAGAAGGUUGAUGUCUUCUCCUUUGGGAUUGUACUUUGGGAAAUUCUUACUGGUGAAGAACCCUAUGCCAAUAUGCAUUAUGGAGCUAUCAUAGGUGGAAUAGUAAAUAACACAUUGAGGCCACCCGUGCCAAGCUUCUGUGAUCCCGAAUGGAGAUUACUUAUGGAGCAAUGUUGGGCUCCAGAUCCAAUGCUUCGUCCAUCCUUCACUGAAAUUGCUAGACGCUUGCGUAAAAUGUCUGCUGCGAGCAUAACUAGACCACAAGGUCUUGCAACACAGACUCAGUUAUCCAAAUGAAGACAUGAUAUAAGCACACGUGUCUAUAUAUAAAUUGCUUUAGUUUCUUAAGAUGACUGGCAUACUCUGUACAGUAUCGUGUAUCAUGCACACGAGAGAUUGAGUUCUCAUCACGAUCGUGCAUUGAUGGAUUUGUGUAUAAGAUAAUGAUUUUGAACAUAUGGUUUGGUGCAAUAAAUGAAAAAUUAUUACAUUUGUUG